CUCAGUUUGACAGAGAUUUUGUCAUAACCAAAAAUAUUUAUGGCAAAAAAUUAAUAAAUAAAGAGAAAAUUUUAUUAAAGCGGUUUCGUUUUGGGGUGUUUUUAGUUCGAAGUUAGUUUCUGAAUAGAAAGUGUGAAAACUUUUUGGAAACAUUGGCUAUGGAAAAUACUAAAACAAAUAUUCUUAAAUUCGGUAACUCAUGUUUUAUGAGAAAGAGGUAACUGAAUUUCUUGGAAAAUGUAGAUUAGUGCAACUUAAUACGUAAACUGAGCGAAUUAUAAGACUGGAAUUGUUUACUGUGAGAAGGUUACCUAAAGCCCAAUUAUUUGACGUCCGUUCGACAAAUACAUGUAGAUUUAUUUUUUACCAUGGCCCAAGAAGACAGGAAGAAGUUUUAUUGUAGAGAGUGGGCCUUCCAAAAACUCCUGCACUGUUUAGAUCAGAGACCCGUUUCGAAAACUUGUGGGGCUCUUUUACUAGGUAGCUCAGGCUGCGGCAAGACCACUUUCUGUUCAGAGUUAUGUUGGCCCUCUCAAGGUCCUUCAGGCAGACAACAGAGAGCCUUAAACCGAAGACUGCUCUGCUACCAUUUCUUGCAAGGCCAUAAUGAAAAAAGUCUUUCUUUGAGUGAAUUUGUGCGAUCCUUAGUUACACAAAUAUUAAAUCAUUCAACAGAGAGUCAUAAAGAGCGGAGCAUCAGAAGAAAAUUGGCGCAAGAAAAGCAAAAUGUACCUCAAGAAAGUUUAUAUUCUAAUUUGGAGUCUACCGAACCUGCUGCUAUUUCAACUCUACCAGUAAAUCCUCGCACGGUGAUUGCAGAUGCCUAUUUAGAGAAGUUAAAGUCUGAUCCUGAAAUUCAAAUUGCUUUAAGAGCAAAGAAUAUAGAAAGUAAUCCAGAUGACUGUUUAAAGAGAGCUUUAUUGUUUCCGUUACUUGAAAUUGACCCGCCAAAAACAUCCCUAUUCCUUAUUAUCGAUUCAAUCGAUGAGCACAGUUUUGUUUAUUCAAAUUCUACUUUGACCAGGUCAAAACCUAAGGAAAGAAGCUCCCAAUCUAGAACUAUAGCAGAACUACUAGCAAACCACCAUCAUUUAUUCCCUCAGUGGUUACUGUUGGUGUGCACAGCUAAAAAACAGUCAAAGAGCAUUGCAAAAAUGUUCACUGGCUUCAGAAAACUCAGUCUGGAUGAUUUGAGGAAGACGCAAGUUGUUCGGGACGUCCAACAAUAUAUUUUAGCACGUUUAGAUCAGGAAAACAGCCUUAGACAACACAUAAGUAGAGAUACGGCCGAGAUGCUCAAUCAGUUACAUAUUAAAAGCAAUGGUUGCUUUCUGUAUUUAGAGAAAGUGCUAGAUGGUGUGGCUGAUAAUUUUAUAGUGUUGAGGGAGAUACGUGAAAUUCCUGGAACUUUGAAUGGACUAUAUUUGUGGCUGUGUCAGAGGUUAUUUAACAGGAGACAAUUUGCGAAAGUACAGCCUUUGCUAAACGUGAUUUUAGCUGCUAAAUGUGCGUUGAAUGAAGCAUUGUUGUAUGAUAUUGUUAAGGUCAACAACUCGAAAAUCACCCUGGAAGACUUCCGCAAACGUUUCCACCUCCUCAAGCGCGUGAUCGUCAUAUCCAAGGGCGGUUGCGUCCGCCUCUUUCACCACUCCUUCGCCGAGUGGCUGCUGGACAUCAAGCACUGCACCCAGAAGUACCUGUGCAACAUCUUCCACGGGCACUGCGUCCUCGCCAUGUACUACACCCUGCACGCCUCCACUCUCAACAACCAGGAGAUCUACGACUACGCGUUCCACCUGACCAGGAUGGAGCAGUUCCUCAGCGAGAAACCGGGCCAGAAGUGUCCGACGUUGAUGUACCGACUGACGCAGGACAGGGGAGGUGCCGGGUCGGGGAAUUCUCUGGAGAAGACGUCGACGGAGAUUUACGCGGAUUUGAAAGCACUACAGGAAUUGACAAAAACCUACGAGAAAGAUCUGACGUUCGAUCUAGACAACGUCGACGGUCUGGAUACGAGUUUUGUCGACACCGAGACCAGUCAAAAUAAUCUGGACGACGGCAACAUCGAAACGAAAUUCGAAAAUGUCAAUUUGAAGAGUCCGUCGUCGGACAAACAUCCAAUCUACGCAGAGGUGAACAAACUGAGAAAAACUUCUAAUCAAAUACCCAAAAACAUCGAAUGCGUCGACCCGUUACUCACCACCAGCUGCGAGAACAACCUCCUUGUAGCUGAAAACACGACAACCGCCUCCUCCCUCAAUAACACUGCCACUUCUUGCACCUUGCUGGACGGGCCGUUGUCCAGCAAAACCGUAGUCCACCCGGCUUUGGACACGCACACUUUGACCGUUUUGUGGUUGAUAUGCAGCGGGUGUCAGGUGGAAGAAUGCUUGCUGGAGGGCAACGAAACGGCGGGUGUUAAUUUCGGAGCUUGUUUGCCCACGGAUCAGAAGGUGCUGAAGCUUCUGCUUGAAGCUGGAGCUGUGGAGCAACAGGAUGUGGGUGAAGGUGACUAUGGAAGUCAGAUGUCUCUGGCAAGCUCUUCCAGCGAACCAUCUCCAGAACCACUUUUCGAUCUGCAAGACCUCCACGGUCAAGCUGCGCUGCAUGUGGCAGCCAGGUUGGGACAAGCUCAAGUUGUAAAGGUUUUGUUGGAAUCUGGUGCAAAUGCUGACCAAGCUGACAUUGACGGUUGGACACCCCUUAGAGCGGCUGCAUGGGGCGGGCACACAGAGGUAGUGGAAAUGCUAGUUAGGCAUGGCUGCGCUUUGGAUAGCAUGGACGCGGAAAAUCGGACAGCCUUACGAGCAGCAGCCUGGAGUGGUCAUGAAGAAAUUGUAAAGGUUCUUUUACAAAACGGAGCUAACGUCAAUUUGACAGAUCAUGAAGGUAGGACAGCGUUGAUCGCUGCUGCUUAUAUGGGCCACAGCGAGAUAGUUGACCAUCUUCUAGACUAUGGAGCUGAUAUAAACCACGCAGACGCCGAUGGAAGGACAGCUCUCUCGGUUGCAGCUCUCUGUGCUCCACGAACCCCAGGUAGAAGUGGUGUCAGCGUAGUAUCUACGCUUUUAGAAAGAGGCGCCACCGUCGAUCAUAAAGACAAAGAGGGCAUGACUCCUUUGCUGGUAGCUUCUUUUGAAGGUCACAAAGAUGUUUGUGAACUUCUUCUGGAAAACGAAGCGGACGUCGAUCACUGUGACAACAGUGGUCGGAGUCCGUUGUGGGCGGCUGCCAGCAUGGGCCACGCCCCUGUUGUUGCCUUAUUGUUGUUCUGGGGCUGUUGUAUAGACUCCAUGGAUUCCGAAGGGCGCACAGUCUUAUCUGUAGCAGCUGCGCAAGGUUGUGUGGAAGUAGUACGACAACUUUUAGAUAGAGGCCUAGACGAACAACAUCGGGACAAUUCCGGCUGGACUCCUUUACAUUAUUCUGCUUUUGAAGGUCAUCUUGACGUAUGCGAGUCUCUGUUAGAAGCGGGAGCAAGAAUCGACGAAACAGAUAACGAAGGCAAGGCACCCUUGGCUUUGGCAUCACAAGGAGGUCAUACGACCUUAGUAAAUUUAUUUAUAGAUAAAUAUAACGCACCUGUCGACCAAAGACCUCACGAUGGCAAAACUGCUUUACGCCUAGCUGCUUUGGAAGGGCACUACGAUAUAGUACAAAUUUUACUUUCUAACGGGGCUGAUAUUGAUUCCAAAGACGCAGACGGAAGGAGUACCCUGUAUGUGUUGGCUUUGGACAAUCGGUUGGCAAUGUCCAAGUAUUUCAUGCAACAAGGAGCGGAUGUUGAAACUCGAGACUUGGAGGGGCGAACUCCGCUACAUGUAUCAUCUUGGCAAGGUCACACUGAAAUGGUCAGUUUACUACUAACCUAUGGUAAAGCACAAGUCGACGCUUGUGAUUUAGAAAACAGAACGGCUCUACAUUCGGCUAGUUGGCAGGGUCACAGUGAUAUUGUUAAGAUUCUUCUCGAAUUUGGGGCUCAACCUGACCAUACCUGUAAUCAAGGAGCCACAGCUUUAGGAAUAGCUGCGCAGGAGGGUCAUGAACAAUGCGUAGUAGCCUUACUUGAACACGGUGCCGACCCUAACCAUUCCGACGCUUGUGGUAGGAAUGCGUUGAGGGUUGCGGCUAAAUCGGGACACAGGGGCGUGGUCAGACUGCUGGAGGAAUAUAGUGCGAGAUCUCAUAAGAUUGCAGCAGCGCACACUAGUAGCAGUGCUAAUUCAAUUGCCUCUACAUCAACAGCUGAGACCAAACCAUCAUCUGCCAUUCUCUAUCCUGUAGGUGGUGGAGAUUGGACUGACCAACAAAGAAGAUCAAUGGUCUCUCUGGGAAAUCACAGUUCUAACUCGAAAUCAAGCUCGAAUUUGACGGGGUCCAGCCAUUCCAGUCGCCACGGUGAUAGACAAAGAGAUACAUCACAAAAUGCUCAGCCGAUGUCGUUUACGCAACAACUACAACAAUGCUCGAGGGGCGGAAAGACUCGCCCCCUAAGCAAACUGUUGUCUCCGCUUCAGAGUGAGCCCCAAAGUCCAAUAUAUGCGUCACCUCCACUGAGUCCCGUGCACGAUACCUCUAAUAAUGUCUUCAGUGCCAUGAAUAUUUACCAGCCUGUGUUACGACACAAUAAUUUUGGUAAAGUUUCGGACAACCAUUUUGCGCGGGACACCCACAUGAGGAUAAUUCUAGGUAACUCUGGAAACUCGGUUUUCGGGAAAGACAAAAAGCCUGAGGAUAAACAUGAGAAGGAAACGAAUAAUUCCAAGCACAGCAAUCAGAAAUCGAAACGGAACGGCAUAGUGACGAACCCGGCGCUGCGCUUGGUGGCCAACGUGAAAAACGGGCUGGACAGCGCGGCGGCCAAUCUGCGCAAGUCCGCCUCUGGAGCGAACCCCGCCUCCAAGACGAACAGUUUCCAUUGGCGGAAAGAGACGCCACUGUAGUUUCCGAAAGCGAUGACUCGCUUGAAUUUUACUAGUCAAUCAAAUGGAUUUUUAUCUCAAAAAACAAAAAUAAGAAAACUAAAUACUGCUAACAGCACCCACCUAGUCUUAAUUAUCAAAGAAAAAGUAUAGACUUCUGAAUUUAUUACGUUGUAAGUAGGUUUUACUCUCUAAUUUCCUUUUCCGUUGUGAACACACGACCCGGAAGGAUUCGCUCUCGGCCUAAGGUCCAACGACGGAUGACAGACGACAACAGACAGAGAUAUAUACUUUUUUGGUUAAUUCAACUUUAGUAUUGUGAUAGAACGGAUGCGUAGUUUGUAAUAUUUAAGCGAUCAGUUUUUAGGUAGUAAUUAAUCCUAGUUACGACAGAGUUUUUUCGUUUAUUGAACAAAACGAAGGAAUACAGAGGUCUCUAAUUUAUUUUACUAAAUAUUAAUCGGCGAAUUUUUAGAACUAGUUUUGAGGCAGUUGAUUUUUAAGGAAAUAAUUUGUGAGUUAAAUAGUAUUUUUCUCUCAAUAAAAUACAAUCGGGAGAUAUGGCAACGAUGUGCGGUAUUAAAAAGGCGUUAUUUUGACAGUUAAAGCGUCUUAAUAAACUUUUACGCGCUAAUAGCGUUACCGUGUGCCGCUAUUUACGUAGAGAAACCGUGCGGUAUUUUGACAUUUCGAAAACGUUAUUUUGUCAAUCCAGAUAUUGUAUUUAUUGAAAACAUAUAAAUAAAUGUUAAUUCACUUAAAAUAUACUUUUAUUUUAAAUAUUUCAAUUAGUUGAAUAUAUUAUUUAAGAUUUAAUAUGUCUUAUCAGAAAAUUAUAAAUGGCUUGGAUUUAAGCUUGAUUUUCAUACGUUCGUUAUUCGU
Molecule: messenger RNA, 5804 nt
Organism: Sitophilus oryzae (rice weevil)
Lineage: Eukaryota; Metazoa; Arthropoda; Insecta; Coleoptera; Curculionidae
Product: ankyrin repeat domain-containing protein 50-like
Exons: 21
Coding region: 369-4943 (1524 amino acids)
Biological process (GO): innate immune response
Cellular component (GO): cytoplasm
Molecular function (GO): protein binding
Source: RefSeq, a predicted model, not a curated record